AUGCCAUACGACAUGCUUUCUCUCAUUGUUUCCAAAGUUGGUGCAACCUCAUCGGUUGAUUACGUCAACACCAUCCUCACAUGCAAGAAACUCAACAUCAGUUUUGAUAACUACUUUGUAGCCAAAGAUCUUGAUCUCCAGGCGUUGGUUCAGAGGCCACGUGAGGCUAACAACUACAAGAGCCUCAUGGAAAGUUGCUUAAGGAGAAACAACGUUGACGCCCAUUACGUGCAAGGUAUACUUGAAUACUUUGAGGGAAAAAAUAUAUUCAUUGAUUUGCACCAUCUGCGUGUAGCUGCAAGGAGGGGCCACAAAGAAGGACGUUUCAUCUAUGCUGUCCUAUUGAUGAGCUUGGGAAUAGCUGAUAAGGGAAAGAAAGCUUUGACAAAGCUCACAAAUGAACAUGGUCUCGCCACAGUUGAGUGUAUUUGGGGCAACGUUAGAUCAUCCUUGAACGGUAUUGACCUUCAAAUGAAGAAGGUGUACCAUCAAUCAGUUGCGAAGAUGACGCCAGGCCCCAAUUGCCACCCACCCGAGCUUAAAACGGCCUGUUCCGCUUGCUUCCAUCACUAUUUCCUCAAUGAGUUUGUCAAUUUGAUGAUGGGUCUCCAACCAACGGUCGAAGUUCUUUAA
Messenger RNA from Brassica napus (rape), 633 nucleotides. RefSeq names its product F-box protein At2g35280-like. The record is from RefSeq and is a predicted model, not a curated record. The transcript has a single exon. The coding region runs from base 1 to 633 and encodes 210 amino acids. Lineage: Eukaryota; Viridiplantae; Streptophyta; Magnoliopsida; Brassicales; Brassicaceae.